AUGGCGGACCUGAGCUUCAUCGAGGAUUCGGUCGCCUUCCCGGAGAAGGAGGACGACGAGGAGGAGGAAGAGGAGGGUGUGGAGUGGGGCUACGAGGAAGGAGUCGAGUGGGGUUUGGUGUUUCCAGAUGCUAAUGGAGAAUAUCAGUCCCCUAUUAACCUAAACUCAAGAGAAGCCAGAUAUGACCCUUCACUGCUUGAUGUCCGUCUCUCUCCAAAUUAUGUGGUUUGCCGAGACUGUGAGGUCACCAAUGAUGGACACACUAUUCAAGUGAUCCUGAAGUCAAAAUCAGUUCUGUCAGGAGGACCAUUGCCUCAAGGCCAUGAAUUUGAACUAUAUGAAGUUAGAUUUCACUGGGGUAGAGAAAACCAGCGUGGUUCUGAGCACACAGUUAACUUCAAAGCUUUCCCCAUGGAGCUUCACCUGAUCCACUGGAACUCCACCCUGUUUGGCAGUAUUGAUGAGGCGGUGGGAAAGCCACAUGGAAUAGCUAUCAUUGCUUUGUUUGUACAGAUAGGAAAGGAACACGUAGGCCUGAAAGCUGUGACUGAAAUUCUCCAGGAUAUUCAGUAUAAGGGGAAGACCAAAGUAAUACCUUGCUUUAAUCCAAACACUUUGCUACCAGACCCUCUGCUGCGAGAUUAUUGGGUAUAUGAAGGCUCUCUUACUAUUCCACCUUGCAGUGAGGGUGUGACCUGGAUAUUAUUUCGAUACCCUUUAACUAUAUCCCAGCUACAGAUAGAAGAAUUCCGAAGACUGAGGACACAUGUGAAAGGAGCUGAGCUGGUGGAAGGCUGUGAUGGGAUUUUGGGGGACAACUUCCGACCCACUCAGCCGCUUAGUGACAGAGUCAUCAGAGCUGCCUUCCAGUAG
Molecule: messenger RNA, 873 nt
Organism: Elephantulus edwardii (Cape elephant shrew)
Lineage: Eukaryota; Metazoa; Chordata; Mammalia; Macroscelidea; Macroscelididae
Gene: CA8
Product: carbonic anhydrase VIII
Exons: 8
Coding region: 1-873 (290 amino acids)
Molecular function (GO): zinc ion binding; carbonate dehydratase activity
Source: RefSeq, a predicted model, not a curated record